Messenger RNA from Neurospora crassa OR74A, 1772 nucleotides. RefSeq lists its product as hypothetical. Gene Ontology annotation, molecular function: protein binding. Lineage: Eukaryota; Fungi; Ascomycota; Sordariomycetes; Sordariales; Sordariaceae. The record is from RefSeq and is a predicted model, not a curated record. The transcript has 2 exons. The coding region runs from base 37 to 1440 and encodes 467 amino acids.
UGCCCGUUUUUCCAUCGCCGACACUGCCUAGGUACGAUGGCCCAAUCAAGGCCCACAUCAGCAAUCUACACCAACAGAUCUGGUAAUCAGAAUACGCACGCUGGUCAUGGGUGCCAGAACGCAAACAAUGCUUCAGGUACCUUCAUCAGCAUUGAACAAGGUCCUCAUUCCACGUUUAGUAUCAUCUUAUGCCGACACUCAUAUCGCAUUGAUUCCAAUCAUGCCGACCGGCACGGCCAUACCGAGAACAGAGGCCCCUCCACGCCCACCGAAUCUAUGAGAAUAGCCAUCCCUCGUAUGCGCUGUUCUCAAAUCAGCUUAAUUCGCUCCAUACAGGUAUUCGACACCCCCAACGGGACCUACGAACAAACGAGCUUGCUAGAUCCAAGAGUCGAUCCACAGCGAGGCCCAUCUCUGGAUCUCUGGAAACAAACUCUAGCCUCUCUGUUUACCUGGCUGCCAAACCUGAAUAAACAAGACGCCCAAGGCCUCACCGUGUUGCACCACGCUGUCAAAAGCCGGUCCUGUUUUGCCCUCAACGUCUUACUCGACCUAAUCGAAAAUCAUCCCCAUGCCCUCCGGCUGGCUUUCAACGUGACUGUGGACCUCGCCGCCCUCCUUAACACGCCAGACUAUGCCGGACAAACCGCGGCUCACCACGCCGUUGUUUUGGGGGAUUGGCACUCCUUCAAGCUCCUAGCAGAAAAGAUGUCGGACCUGAACAAGUUAGCGGACAAACAGGAUCAAACCAUCCUGCAUCUUGCUGCGCAGUGGGGGCGUGCCGAUAUAGCAAAGUAUGUGCUAGACAAGGGCACUAAUAUUGACCAACAGGAUAGGGGCCGUCACACAGCUUUGCAUCAUGCAGCCAUGAACGGCCACCAUGAGGUUGUGCGGGUGUUGUUAGGCGCAGGAGCCAGGAGGGACGUGAAGGAGGACUGUCUCGAAUGGACGGCGCUGCAUUACGCUGUUAUCAGGAAGCGGUUAGAAACGGUCCAGGUUCUUGCACGACGCUCAUACAACGAGACCGAUGAUGAGCUCGGCCUUGAUGUCAAGGACCACCAAGGACGAACUGCUCUCCAUCUCGCUUGCCAUCUUGAAGGCGGAGCGACUGAGCUUCGUAUUGCCGGCGACAUGGUCUCCGUUUUGAUUGCAGCUAAAGCAACGUUGAACGUUACGGACGCUGUAGGAUGUACUCCGCUAAUGUACGCCGCGGCGCGGACAAAUUUGGCCGCGGUUAGAUGCUUGGUUGACAAGGGUGCUGAUGUUGAUAUGCGGGAUGGCAAGCGCAAAAGGGCGAAGGACUACGCACUGGAUCAGGCACCCCGAGGCAAGGAGAGAGAUGCGGUGGUCAAGAUUCUUUCCCAGCACCACGGCGGUGAAUGGCCGGACGGUGGAGGACCAGGGGGCGGACUCUGCAUAGCGGGUCAACAAGAGGGGUGAGGCCUUUCUUGAUCCAGCGUGGCCGGUGUUGCUUCUUUCCAUUCUUGUCUUUUCAGUUUCUCUAAGGCAUCUCCGCCACCCCGGCCCCGCCUGAAUUGGUUCUUCUUCCACAUUCCCUCAUGUUCUUUCAUUCGUUCCUUCCCUCGGAAGUACUCUAGAGGGUCCAUUUACGUUUUCUCGGCCAUGCACUUAUUGGUCACUUCGUUCCCUUUUCACUGUAUCCCAUCCCAAAGCAUCAUGAGAACAAACUCAGCACACUUCAUUAUGGCCUAAACAUGUUAUACCAGUGCCGUUACCUGAUGAACAGAUUGACAAAACAACGCCCGUUGCUU